CUUCAAGACAGAUCCUUUUAGGCAAAGGAUAUAAAGAUGCAAAAGAGGUAGCCAUCUUGUUUGAAGAGACAUUUUACAACAACAAAGAUGAGAGUUACCGUGUUCUGUGUGUGUCAGAGGUCUUCAACAGAGCUGUGGAAACAGGCUCUGGAGACAAAAUACACUGUCUUACGACAGAAGCUAUUGGUUGAUUGCUUGCGAAUUAGGAUGGGAAUGGAUGGGAACUGACCAAUUGGAGGCCAUGUCUCACAACGACAAGCAGCAAAAAGUGAUGAUCCUGGAUAAUCAAGCUGUGGAACAAAUCCAAAUAGGCAAGAUAAUGCCAUCUCUCUUAGGGGAGGGGUUACACCUGCAAGAGACUGUCACCCAAAUGAUGGGGUUGUGUAAGAAUGUCUUACGAAACAAGGUCAAGGGUCAGCAAGUCAUACGAAGUGCCAAAACCAAGGAGAAUCUUGACCAGUUGUUGCUGACAUUCUGCAUAGACUAUCAGAAGUUCUCGGGAUCUGUCACUCCUGCACUUGUGGAUUUGGUGUCUGGUCAGGUGACGAGAGCCAUGAAGUUAGUCCUGAAGGACAGUCUGGUGGUAAUAAUUUAUGUCUACUAUACAGGAACAACAAAUUACUGA
This is a messenger RNA of Dreissena polymorpha, 625 nucleotides long. RefSeq lists its product as uncharacterized. The transcript has 6 exons. The record is from RefSeq and is a predicted model, not a curated record. NCBI's taxonomy places the organism in Eukaryota, Metazoa, Mollusca, Bivalvia, Myida, Dreissenidae. Bases 218 to 625 code for a protein of 135 amino acids.